CUGCUCCUCCCAUGCCCUGCUCCUCCCAUGCCCUGCUCCUCCCAUGCCCUGCUCCUCCCAUGCCCUGCUCCUCCCAUACCCUGCUCCUCCCAUGCCCUGCUCCUCCCAUGCCCUGCUCCUCCCAUGCCCUGCUCCUCCCAUGCCCUGCUCCUCCCAUGCCUUGCUCCUCACAUGCCUUGCUCCUCCCAUGCCUUGCUCCUCACAUGCCCUGCUCCUCCCAUGCCCUGCUCCUCCCAUGCCCUGCUCCUCCCAUGCCCUGCUCCUCACAUGCCUUGCUCCUCCCAUGCCUUGCUCCUCACAUGCCCUGCUCCUCUCAUGCAUGCUGUGCCAUGGCCCCAUGUGCCACACUCCCUUUUUUCCAUGCUUCACUAGUUCGAUCAGGCAUGGCAGUGCUGCAAAUGUGAAUGGCUUUCAGCUGUUGUCUGUUGGUACUGCUCCCUCGCCCACCCAUGCCAACGCACUUCAGUACAGUCGCACCCUCCUCGUUCACUCUUUAUACAAGGCAAACGCGUCUGCUAGUGAUCCUUACAUCAUGUGCCGUUCUCUCUAUCAUUUUGACUUGCUCACUCUGCAAUGUUCAUCUCGCCACAAUCGGAAGGAGCAGCGGAAGCCAGGCGCCUGUGGAUGAAGACAAAAGAUGCCGACCUUGCGAUGAUCCACAUGCCGACCAGAAUGGUUGCCGAACGAGGAGUUCUGUCGGGUUUGAAGCGCAACCCUCGCAAUCUGGUGCAGGCAUUGGGUUUUAUUCCCCGCACAAUGCGCCUCAUGUACGUGCACAGCUACCAGAGCUUUCUUUGGAACCAUGCAGCCUCACACCGCAUCAAGACAUAUGGCUCAACUCGAGUGGUGGCAGGAGAUCUAGUGCUCUGCUCUCCCUCUGCUGCUGCUGCCACCACUGCUGCGGCCAGCAAUGCUGUGGGCAUAGCAGCUGCAGUUACUUCAGCAGGCGGGGGUGCAGAGGGAGGGGGGAUGAGGGGCACAGACGCCGAGGCGGAGGCAGAGGAGGCAGCAGCAGUGGCAGUGGAAGCGAGGGCGGAGGGGGCGGAGGUGCGGGUGGUGAGGCAAGAGGAGGCGGACCAAGGGAUAUACUCCAUUGAUCAAGUGGUGCUGCCGCUGCCGGGGGGCUCCAUCCAGUACCCCACCAACUCCACUGCUGAGGUCUUCCACUCUCUUGCAGCCAAGGACGGCAUUGACCUCUUCAGGAGCAAGCACAGCGUCAAGGAGUACUCCAUCGAGCGCAUCCCAGGGGGCUACAGGCGGCUGCUACAGAUGCCGUCUGACUAUAACUGGCGUGUGCUGGCCUACUCACGUCCAGCCCAAGUGCUGGCAGAGACUGACCUCGACCGCCUCGCUGCUUCCGCCCUCUCCGCCCCACACGCCACUGCCCCUCCUGCACCCCAUCCUGCACCUUCCCCUGCCUCUGCGCCUGACCCUGCCGCCCUUGCUGCCCCUACCUCUACCUCGGCUCCUGCCCCCGCCUCUGGUGCGCCAGCAGCAGAGACAGCAGCAGCAGCAGCAGCAGCAGCAGGAGGAGGAACUGCUAACGGUGACGCCCCUGUUGUCAUGGAAGCAGCGCACGUGUACUAUGGAUUCAAGCAGCCGGGGUAUAAGGGCAUGCUGAAGCAGGUGCUGAGGGGAGAGGGGAAGGCGGGGGCUGCUGCUGACGCUGCAGCAGAGGAGGAAUCUGGGGGAGAGGCGGCAACAGCAGCAGGGGGAGACGGAGCAGGAGCAGCAGGAGCAGCAGGAGCAGUGCCAGCAGUGGUGGUGUUGGCGUCUUCAGGCGGAGUCAGGCUGGGGAAGGAGGAGCUUGAGCGGCUGGGGAUUGGGGAGGAACCCAUCGGAGGGCCGGUGGGGGGCAUGGAAGGGAGUGCUGUGGGAGAUGGAGCGGUGGAAACAUGUGAAGGCAAGGAGGAGGGGAGUGAGGGCGGUGGGGGCAAGGUGGGAGCAGGUGAGGGUGCAGAAGAGGCGAGAGAAGGGAGAAAAGCGGAGGUGGAGAAUGAGGAGGGGGUUGAGAAGGAGAAUGUGGUAAACGAGGGUGCAGAAGCUGCUGCAAAGGGGGGGGCUGGAGAGACAGGGGGGAGAGGAGCAGGAGGGGCGGAGGGAGAAGGGAGCGAGGGCAUGCGAGUGGCUUUGCAGGUGGAGUUCACCCUGCCUGCCUCCGGAUAUGCCACCAUGGCCAUCCGAGAGCUGCUCAAGGCAUCCACUGCGGCGGGUGCACACAAGAGCUUCAAUGAGAGGACAGAAAGCAGAGCUUGAUGCGAAUGAUACGAUGCACUGUAGAUUGUCCAAUUGUGGUUGUUCUUGGCAUUUACCGCUUCUUAUUUUCAUUUGUGUUCACUGUUCACUAGUUUAGGCCUUCGUAACACCAUCCGUGGUGGAGCAACCUGUGAUUACUACGUUAGGUGAUAAUGCCAUGCAUCCCUCGCAGUUGUGUACGAUAAAUGGUAUUUGGCCUUGAUUAAGAAAGCUU
Messenger RNA from Closterium sp. NIES-67, 2470 nucleotides. Lineage: Eukaryota; Viridiplantae; Streptophyta; Zygnematophyceae; Desmidiales; Closteriaceae. The record is from the annotation of a GenBank genome assembly.